CCCUUACUCACAUUCACAGUACAGUGUACGCGAGUGCCGACAGCUGUACGACGGCCAAGGCGCUUUAGUCGACGAAGUCUCGUACUGUCGUGUGUCAGCAUCAGAAAGGCGCCACCGACUUGAGCAGCAGCCGAUCCUCUGCGCUGUGAUUGGAUCCAGUGCGACGUCGCGUGAGCCGAUUGGCUGUCUAUCCGGAUUUCGCAGCCAAAUCCGGAUACGCUGCAUUUCGCAUGGCCGAAAGCACCAGUUUGCUUCCAGUCGUGACGAGCAGCAGCGAUAGGCAUGUCCCUGACCACGCCCCACAUCGUGUCGCUUGGCAUGUUCUCGUACUGGCCGACGGCCCUCCAGAAGACCGCCAACGCCGACACGGAGCGCGUGUCCGUGCCCGACACGCUCUACCAGCGCCUCGUGCAGAAGGACCGGCGCGAAGAGCGCGCGUUUGGCUUCAUCCGCGAGAGCUACCGCGCGUGGCGGCUCACGGGCAUGGAGGCGCGCAAGGUCAUCGUGACGACGCCCGAGCCCAUGAAGGCCGAGGCGCCCACCAACGACGACCUGGUCGAUGCGCUCCAGCUCUUCCACGACGAGAUGCAGGAUGAUGACGAGAACGACGACCAUCGCAUCAUGCAGGACAACGCUGCGCUGUGCACGCCGACGACGUACGAGGCCAUGGCGCCGUUGACGAUGGCGCCGCCGCAUGCCAUGUGCUUGGAGUCGCCGCCGACAACGGACCUCGGCAGCGUCGCCGAGCCGCCGGCGCCGACCAAGAAGCGCAAGUUCCGCAAGUGUGGCUCGUCGGAUGCGACCAAAGUCUUGCGCGACUGGCUCUUCGACCCGCACCACCAAGAACACCCGUACCCGUCCGAGAAGGAGAAGAAGCUGCUCUCGGACGAGUCGGGCUUGACGAUCAAGCAGAUUGGCAUUUGGUUCCGGAACGCGCGGCAACGCUUGUGCCAGCCGACGCCGUCCAAGAUGACCAUCCACCCGGAGCAAGCCGCUUCGUUCAUGCAGCUCGUGAGCCUGCGUCAUGACGAGGCAACGCCACUUCGCCGCGGCGCAUGGUCGGCCGAAGAGAACCUCUACGCGCAGCGGCUCAUCGAGCUCUUCACGCAAGGCCACAUGCCGAUCCUCGAAGGCACGCCGCUCCGGUCCUUCCUCGCCAUGGCGCUGCACUGCCACACGAUGCGCAUCUCGAAAAAGUUUGUGCGCGACUCGUCCGUCGGCAAGAUUACGUUCCGGCGCGACCGCAUCUUCAACGCCCACGGUGGCGUCUUUGAGGGCAUUCUCCAAGACCUUUUGCAUCUCAAGGCCCGCGUGCUCGAGACGCGCCCGGCGAACGUCGCCAGCCAGAAGCACAGCGGCGACGACGCGGCCUUCCAGGUCCAGGCCUGGCUCCGCAAUGACCCGCCAGCCUUCAAGGCCGAGCCGCCGCCGCCGCUCGAUGACGCCAUGGAGAACGACAUGCUGGACGCGUUUGAGUUUGACCUUCUGGGGGCGACCUUUGGACCGUACGAGAUCGACCCGACCGUCGCUGCGAUGCUCUCGCCAUGAGCCAGACCAAGAGGACGGUGAAGUUGAGGACAUGGAAGAGACGACAAGGGACGGCGGUGGGGCGUGGGAUCGCCAAGACGACGAAAGUGGCAGGCAGUGCGUGGGAAGAUGCAUGAACGAGGAGUUGUGGUGGCGUUGACGAAGAGACAAAUGUAUGCAUUUUUGCUUUUGGUA
This is a messenger RNA of Saprolegnia diclina VS20, 1722 nucleotides long. RefSeq lists its product as hypothetical. The coding region runs from base 283 to 1548 and encodes 421 amino acids. The record is from RefSeq and is a predicted model, not a curated record. Gene Ontology annotation, molecular function: DNA binding. The transcript is spliced from 6 exons. NCBI's taxonomy places the organism in Eukaryota, Oomycota, Saprolegniomycetes, Saprolegniales, Saprolegniaceae. Gene Ontology annotation, biological process: regulation of DNA-templated transcription.